AAUAUCAAAAUUCCAGUUAUUUAAAAUAAUUGACUGUCAAAAUGAAUUUUAGAAAGCAACGAGCGCGUUCUAGAAGAAACUCUAUAAACAUAAUGACGGUUGCAGACAAGUGGAAAAACAUCAGCAGAAAGAAAUCACGACGUGACUCAGACUCUGAAGAUGAUGAGGAUGAAGAAGAUGCUCAGUUAAGUGAGGUAGACUGGGAACAGGAGUUCUUGCAAGAUAGAUUGAACCGGCUCUCUUCAGACCAAGAUAGCGAAGUACAACUUACCAAGAAACAAACACUUCUAUUAGCCACGUUACUUCCAGACGAGAUCAUACAGAUUGAAAAUUUUGAUUCGACUGAACCGAAACGUUUCGUUGGCGUCCUGUUGAUGGCCGACGUGUCGGGAUAUACCGCACUGUCCGAGCGCUACAACACCACAGGCAAAGGCGGCACAUACCGCUUGACUGCCACUCUUAACGCGUACCUCGGCUCCCUCAUAGAACUCAUAUACAACCACGGCGGAGAUAUACUCAAAUUCGCAGGCGACGCCUUUUUAGCACUAUGGAAAACUGAUAAACGGACGUUCCUAUGCCAUACCAUUCACACAGCGAUAGCAUGCGCACUCCUCAUACAACAUUCGUUUUCAUCCUAUGAAACCGACGUCAAAAUAAGUCUCAAAGUAAAGCUAGCUAUCUCAGCAGGAAAUCUGCUUUUUGCUACAAUCGGUAACCAAAUACCGAUGAAUUACGUUAUUUUUGGGCUACCAGUAAUUGAAGCAAAAUUAGCUGAAAGCCUUUGUAUUUCAGGUGAAGUAAAAUUAACGCCUAACGCUUGGGGUCACUGCUAUUCACGAAAUUACGAUUUUGUUAUUGAAGAGAAUGGUCACGUCACGAUUAGAGCCAUAUUAUACGACCCUCGAGACAGUGACGUUUCGAAACCUUUUCGGGGACUAGGGGCAAUGAUCAAAACCAAACGAAACUUUGCUGCUCUUGAGAAUCUUCCAGACUCUGUAUGGACGUCUCCUAAGUGUUCAUCUGCUGAAAAUGCAAUAAAAUAUGAAGCCCUUGAUUUCAGGCAGAAGAUUUUACUCGCUGAGGAACGUAAUAUCGGGCCAGAAUUACGGAAGUUCAUGAUUCGACCAGUGCUCACUCAGAUCGACGCUCUACAGCCUUUGGAGUACCUCACGGAAAUGAGACAAGUGUCUGUUUUAUUCGUAACUCUCAAGCCCAGAAAUUGUCCACAUCAGCAACUCAUCACAAUAGUUAACAAUUCCUACGAGACCAUGUGUGAAAUCGUUUAUAAAUCAAUGGGAUGUGUUAACAAAAUCAUACUUUUCGAUAAAGAUAUAAUGAUUUUAAUUAUUUUUGGCUUGCGAGGCUUCAAACAUGAAUGUGAAGCACAAGCUGCAUUAAAAUGUGCAUGUGGUAUUAAAAAGUCUGUCUCUGCUCUCGACGGUGUGCGCGAGGUAUCAAUCGGUGUGACCACCGGGCAGGUGUACUGUGGGGUCGUAGGGCAUCCAUUAAGGCGGGAAUACACUGUAAUAGGAGCCACCGUCAAUAAAGCGGCAAGGUUAAUGUGUUAUUUCCGUGACAAAAUUACAUGCGACGAAGCGACUUUCGUGAAUAGCAAAAUGUCCAGCAACGGAUUUACUUUGCAACCUUCAGUAGAUCUUAAAGGUAUUCUGCAUGCGGGUAAAAUUUUUGAGUACAGUGAAGAUAUUCGAGUAAAAGAGCUAUAUGACAUCCCUAUGAUACCACGACUUCUGAACCGAGCGGAUGAAAUUGAAUACUUUGAAAAUUGGCUCGAUGAUGCGCAUCAUGCUUAUAGAGACUUUGACGCUCUUUUGUUGGUUGGUGAACCGGGUAUAGGAAAAACUAGAUUAAUAGAGUGGAUGGCCCGACAUGCGCGAGGCUGUGGUCAUAAUGUAUGCAGUCUCACGUUGACCUCUAUACACUCAGCUACUCCAUACUUAGCUCUGACUCAAAUAAUUAAUCAGAUAUUAGGGCUUUCGGAACCAAUUGAAGAUUUCAAAAAAGAAGAGAGAAUAGUGCAGUUAUUAAAAGUAUACGACGAAGAUCUUUGUUUCCUCAACGACGUUAUUAAAACUCGAUUCGCGUAUCAUGAAGGAGUAUACAGCCAAGAUGCAAAACAACGUGAAGAGAGAGCAAAAAUCAUUUUCUCAAAAGUAAUACAAAGCAUACCUGAUACACACGUCAUAUUUUUAGAUGACCUGCAAAGCUUGGAUCAAGUUUCAUGGGAGUAUAUAUCCAUAAUGAUAAAUUCACAGAACAUUUUUACCAUAACAACAGUAAGACGAGGAAAAGUUAGCUCCGUACAAGCAUGGUUGUAUAAUGUCUUUACCAAUAACAAUAUAAGAAAAAUAAUUUUGGGCCCACUAAGUCCAAAAUGGAUUCCAUCACUUGCUUGUCAGAUAUUGGAUGUAGCUGCAGUUUCCAAUGAUUUAUGCAAAGCACUACAAUCAAAGUGUAAAGGUAUACCUGGAAUCAUGGAAUUAUUUAUUAUACACUUAUUCUCUAGCGGUGCUCUAGAAAUUAACAGAAUUCAAGAGCUAGAACUUGAAGAGUACCGCAACGACGAAUUACAAUUUCCACCAGCUGAAUUUUUACAUCCACAGGCUUUAAAUAUAUUCGAUCAGCCUACUCUAGACGAUCUUAUACAAGAAAAUAAAACAGAGGAGAUAGGAAUCUGUAGAGUAACUGAGAAAGAGAAAUUAAAAACAAACAUUAAUGUAGAAACUACUGAUGCAUUAAUAAUGAUGCAAAUUGACGCGCUUACUCCUUAUCAACAAUUGUUGUUAAAAAUUGGCUCUGUAAUAGGAGAUGUAAUGUCGCGAGAUCUAUUGGAAAAUAUAAUGUACGAAAACAAUACAAUAACAACUGCGAAGGCAAUAAAAAGAUUUUUUGCAAUGCAAAUUUUAAGUUGUGCAAAUACAGCAAAUCGAUGGCACCGUAGGUCCACUAGGGCUUCACUGAAUAGCAGCAUCACGUCAGUAACUCCUUUGCCAUUGCCAGCAUGCGAAUGUACUUUUGAAUUCGAUCCUGAAUUAAGUUUUGGUUUACCCAAAUACGCUUUUUGUAAGUUAUUAAGGUUUAAAGGCAAAAAAAUUAGAAACACAUUUUAUGAAUUACUUCCAAUGAAUCAAAAAAAGGAGUUUCAUGCGCGUAUUGUUACCUAUUUAGAGAGUAACAAACACAAAUGUCGCAGUUGUGGUGGAAUCAUUAUGGUUGUUCAAUCCCUAACUGACUUAGAGGACGAGACAGAAAAACGCAUUUUUAAUGAGAGCUCUAAAGGUGAAGAUAACGGAGAUGAAGACAGCAAAUCACAAGAACCUUUUACUAUUUCGAACACAGAAAAAAAUAAUUCUGAAUCACGUAGUACUAGUGUUACAGAUGUACCAACAGAAAAGUUACAUACAAGUUUCACAUCAGCAAAUUCACAAACUGUUCCAAUUUUGAAAUCUAACAAAGAGGACUCUAUAGGGAGACGGCGAUCCACUAAGAGAGUGACUGUUUCCAGUUUUGUCUUUAAAAAUGGUAGCAGCUAUCAGUUAGACACAUUUAAUGUGUUCGAUAUGUUACGUAAGGUGACAGAGGCAGAAAGUAUGAGUGAUUGGCAUGAACUCGGUGUCAUUGACAGCGAUGACGAAGAUAGUAAAAACAAAGAACUAUUCAGUAUUAAAAUAGAGAAAGGUGUUUCAGAAACAGAUUUUAGUAGAUGUACCUGUGCUGAACUAAAACUUACAAUUUAUGAACAAAUGAUUUAUCACGCAAGCAAAGCUGAAAUGAAAUUUAAGGAAAUUGAACUUACAAUUGAAUUGUGCUACCUAUAUCUACUUGCAAGUAAUGUAGAUGAUGCACUCCUAAAACUUGAACAUGUUGAAAGUUUGUUCAAUCUCCCAGAAGUUCAAGAAAUUAUAGACUCCUGGGACAUAAAGAGAUUCUUAGGGAAAAUUUAUACUUUAAAAGCUGCUGGUUGUCUAGCUAUAGCAAAUCACGUUGCCGCCAAAGUGGCUCUGGGAAAGGCAGUGCGUAUUUACCACAUUAAUAUUGAUAAUGUUGCCGAAUUCCUCAAAUUACGCUCUUUAGUAGAUAAAGUUAAAAUAAAAGGAAAAAAAUAUCGGUUAAACGAGGCAAAGAUGGUGGCGGAUUCUAUCCUGUGUUUGAAUAUUUGCACUUUGUUGUAUUCCGCCUUAGGAGAUGGCACUGCAGCUAGAUUCCAUGCAUAUAGAGCAUUGAAAUUAGUACAGAAAGUAGAAUGCAAUGUGGUAGACCUGUGCGACGUGUUUAGCAACGCUAUACAUGUAGACCUCGUGUUGGGCUUUAUAGAGUCAACAGCUGACACGCUGCACUUAGCGAUAUCGAAAUUACAAAGUUUGCAGCAACCAUUUCAGUCAGAAGAUUUGUAUGCUCUCGGAAAAGUGUUUAUGGCUUCGUUUCGUGCCGGAGUAGCGCGCGGCGCGCUCGCCUCGGCUAUAAAAACAGCCUUUCGGGCAAUGGCUGUUAGCCGAUUUCUGCGUGCCUACAAUGUUUCUAUGGAGAUUAUACCAGAUUUGUUUUAUAUUUUACUUUGUCGUCGCCGCAUAUCAGAAGCGGUAGACGUUCUUAAGGAAGCUUCGAUCAUGAGUAAAGAACGCAGUUCAUUGGAUUGCGAAACUUGGUAUUAUGCACUGUGUAUAGAUCUGAUAUUAGACACUGGGUUCCAGCUGGAAACACCUACUGAAAUAAGUAGAUACGCAGAGUAUGCGAUACAAACGCCCGAGUCGAAUGCUGGACGACGACGUCUCAUGGCUGGGCUUUGGACGUAUUGGCUACGAGCUGACCAGGAGCGGAGAGCAAAACGUUUUGAAGCCGAAGUCUUGGCGUGGGUGUCCCGAGAAGAAGAAGAUGGAUCUUUAACUACUCUUAUUAGCUCAAUGCGAUUAGCUGAAGGUAUGCUCGAAAGUUUAGCAAGGAAAAUGGAUGACUUGCGAAAGGUAGUUGAUCUCAUGGAACUACGAUCGUUGGCAGAUCAGAAGCUGGUCUCACUGGAACAUGAUGCAAAGUUGUGCCGUGUAAUUUAUCCCAGAUGGAUUACAUUAAGAGCAAACUCACUAUACUUGUCAGGACGUCGCUCAGCAGCAACCACUACAUUCAAUCAGGCCCUAGAAGAAGCUCGCAAGGUUCAUAAUCGACUAGAAGAAGCCAUAACCCUGGCUGCAACCGGCCACUCGACGAUUUGGCUAUCCAACGCCCGGUCUGGGCGCUUCAUAACUUGGCGGGAUGGAUAUCAACUUGCGCGGGAAUCUUGGCAUCGGUAUCUUUAUAGGAUAACUGCUAAUCGAUAACGAAUAAAGUUGGUACCUAUUCUCAAAA
Molecule: messenger RNA, 5358 nt
Organism: Leguminivora glycinivorella
Lineage: Eukaryota; Metazoa; Arthropoda; Insecta; Lepidoptera; Tortricidae
Product: adenylate cyclase type 10-like
Exons: 4
Coding region: 42-5330 (1762 amino acids)
Biological process (GO): cyclic nucleotide biosynthetic process; intracellular signal transduction
Cellular component (GO): cytoplasm
Molecular function (GO): adenylate cyclase activity
Source: RefSeq, a predicted model, not a curated record